Messenger RNA from Sinocyclocheilus anshuiensis, 3594 nucleotides. RefSeq names its product Rho guanine nucleotide exchange factor (GEF) 37 (gene arhgef37). The transcript is spliced from 14 exons. The coding region runs from base 735 to 2876 and encodes 713 amino acids. Gene Ontology annotation, molecular function: protein binding; guanyl-nucleotide exchange factor activity. NCBI's taxonomy places the organism in Eukaryota, Metazoa, Chordata, Actinopteri, Cypriniformes, Cyprinidae. The record is from RefSeq and is a predicted model, not a curated record. Gene Ontology annotation, cellular component: cytoplasm.
GUCCUCCGAGUCUGCAUUAUUCCCCUCCUGCAGUGCGUGCGCUUAAUAGAUAUCGCUAAUAAUCUGUCUAGGAAAUCAACGCCACAUCUCUCAGAUGCCACUCUGCCGCAUGCAUUCGGGUUAAUAUGCGAAUAACAAAAACCAUUAUGUCAUACUUCGCAUGACUAAGCGCACCUCUCCUGUCUGCGCGGUAUGAUCGGAAUGCGUGACGCGGCCUGUGCGUGAACCUGUUCCGCGCGCCAGGACCGUAAGAACAGGUGGUACUGAAGGAUUUGAAAGCAGCAUCUGUCAGUGUCGCUUUCGAGUUCAGUUGUUUAACUCAGCAGAGCGUUGAAAUGUUUGUGGUUGCGGUGUAUCACCGUUCUGCGUCCAAGGAAACAACGCUGUAAACACGUUCAGCUCUUGAACUCCUGCCGUCCAGUCAGCUUCAUCCUGCACAGGCAUCACUUCCUUCCCAAUGGCUACUGCAGUCAAUCUGUGUAUUCAUCAAAGCGUGUGUGUCUGCAGUGGUCCUAUCUGGAUCCCCACUGCUAAAAUCCCACCUCCUCCCAGCUGACCCUCCCAUCCCCCUUCCCACACACCCGUGCCACAUGAGGCCCUGCAGUGUGACUCAGUGGACAAACUUACACCAGUCUGAGAGUCUGGGCCAGGCUUUCCCAAGCCACACACCUCAGUUUGCCAGCGCAAGAGACACCCAGGGUUAGGCUUUCCCAUUCUGUAAAGACAUCCCUGCUAUGGCGAAUUCCCUGAAGGUAAAUGCAACACUGACGGCAGAGGGGGAGAUCUUAGAGGAGAAAGAGGGAGCUAAAGAAAUGGAUGAUACCUUGGAUGAGCCUGCAGAGGAGGAAGAGGAUGAAGAGGAGAGGAAGGCACGGGCCGCAGCGGAGGAGGCAGCAGCCAGAGAGAGAGCCGCUCAGAGGCAGCUCAUGGCGAUAGAGGAGCUGGUGCAGACUGAGAGGAACUUCCUGAAACAUCUGCAGCUCUGUACGGUCACCAUCCACAGCAACCUGCAGAAACUACAGCCUCCUCCUCCAAACCUGGAGAACAUGUUCCAGCACAUAGAUGAAGUGAUGGAUGUUUCCAGCAGACUCCUGAGCCUCCUCGACCAGGCACAGAUACAUCACAGCGACCCAAAAUACCUGGAAGCACUCUGCGAUUCUUUCCUGAGUCUGUCUCAAGACAUAGAGAUGGCUUAUAAAGAGUAUCUUGCCAACUACAACAACAUAACAGCUCUAGAGAACAGCUACAAACAGAAAGAGACGCUGUGGGUGGAAAUGAUCCGAAUCAUCAAGUCAUCUGCUCCUGAUGUGAAUGCAUCCACUCUGAGCUUCUUCCUGGUGAUGCCGGUUCAGAGAAUCGCCCGUUACCCGCUGCUGCUCCAGACCAUCCAGAAACACACAGACCCCGGGCACCCUGCGUACCCCAUACUGGAGCACGCCGCUCACACUGCGGUCCAGAUCAACUGCAGGAUCAAUGAAUACAAACGCUUCCGUGAAGUCGCUGACAAAUACAAGAAGACGGAGAACCUGACCAUCAAGGACAAGAUCAAUCGGCUGAGUGGCCACAGCAUUGCCAAGAAGACGGCCCGGUUCAGCCAGUACAUAAAGCAUGAGACAGGAAUGGUUCCAAAGUUGAAAGAUGAAGAAUUCGAUGCCCUUGCUGGCUUCUUCUUUGUCCUGGAGAGGGGCGUCUCAGAGCUUCAUGAUAACCUGGAGGCCUAUCUCCACCAUCUGCAGAGGUUCCUCAGCUGCAGACCAGAGGAAGCAGAUCUUGAUCUGGAAGGAGAGAAAACCACCUUGUUCUCUAAAGAAAUCACAGUGGCACUCAGACAGUGGAUCUACCCCUCAUAUGAGGACCGUUUGAAGACUUUAGUCUUUAAGCCCUUGAGCUCACUGCGGGAACUGAUGGCAGGACCACGUAACCUCAUCCGCAAACGUCAGGACAAGCUUCUGGACUAUGAGCUAAUCGAGGAGAAGAGUAACCUGAACUUUGAGGAGCAAGCCAUAGCGAACACCUACAAGACCAUCAACACUCUCCUGCUGACCGAGCUGCCGCAGUUCAACAGCAAAGCCCUGCAGCUCCUGUGGGCCACGCUAGAGGCCUUCAGCUGCCUGCAGAGAGACCUGGCGGCGGAUAUGGAGCAGCUGGCCUCCAGCUUCACCCAUCAGCUCCCACACAGUUAUUUGGAGGAUGGUGAGUUCUGGAAGUGGGCAGAGACUUCGGUGCUGGAGGGUUCUAGGAGGAUGGAGAGCCUGUGUCAGAGUGUUCAGGGUGAGCUCAAUGCUCCCAUUGUGCAGGCGCUCAAUCCCGUGUGUGAGCGGCGUCUCAAGGCUCUGACCGCCAAACACGGCUCGGAGAAGAUCUACCAGCUGACAGGCCCUGUGGUGGGCACCCGUGACCUUGACCUGACCGUCAACAAGGGAGAGCUGGUAGCUGUCAUCAGUGAGAUGGACACGCGAGGAGACCGUCGCCGCUGGCUGGUUGAUGCAGGAGGCCCGAGGGGAUAUGUGCCUGCCUCAAAACUGGCACGUUACCACCAGAUAACCGUUGACCAGCCCCAGUCUCCUCAUCUGAACGUCACACCCAGCGGUCCAGGGCCGCGAAGACACUCCUACACCCCCGGAGCCCAGCCGCUGCUGACCACCAUGACUACGCCCUGUUUUCAGGUGUACGCAGGCUAUGACUUCACUGCGAGGAGCACUCACGAGCUUUCUCUGAGGGCCGGCGAGCAGGUGCGGGUGGUGGAGCCUCAUGAUAAGCGUGGAAACAAGGACUGGAGUCUGGUGGAGGCGCGUGGCCAGAGAGGCUACGUCCCCUCCAACUACCUCGCCAUCCUCCCCUCUGUGAUCGCCUCACCCACCUUCCCUUAUCGCUAGAAUAUCCUCGAGAGCACAUCAUCUGCUGCUGAUACGACUCUGCUAGCCAGUAUCCAAACACACACAGACCAUGAGAAACACUUUCCCUGAAGGGCUCUUCAUGCGUGAGGGGGCGGAUGGCUGCUGUUUGGCGCGUCAUUUGACUGGUGUAUGUACUGAAGUGUUGCUUGGGCCCUGCUGUGGAGUGCUCGUCCAUAUACUUGAUCUCUGCUUUUUGCCUGGGGCUGUUACUGGUGGAGAGCGUUUUAUCCAAUGAGAGAAGUGCUGCAGGGGCAGCAGACAUGCCGUUGUAGCACAUGGCUGCUGGUGGAGUGUGCUGUUUCCUACAAUUACCACUUGAAUCCACACCUCAGCUGUCCAUUGGAAUGAUGCGUUUGGCGGGCCUGGUACUACUUUGCUAUUGAAAUGGAGAAUAUUUGAGUUUCUACUGCUGACAAUGGAUCUCAUUUUUAUGAGUCAGACCUCUAUUGCACUGGUUUGCAGCCCACUUGAGAUGACUAACAUGCAGACUUGAAGACAGGAUUUUUGCAAAAUGCUUGUUUGUGCACCAUUUUAAUAAUACUUGAUGGACAGUUUCUAGUUAUUUAAAUUUGUACUGUGGAUCUAAGAUGUAUUUGGACACUUGGGGUAUGCUUAAUGUAUGCAUGUCAUUAAUGCAUAGAUAACGAAAUAUCAAUCCAAGUGAUGUUUAGUUAAAAAAAUGAUCCAAUAAAUCUUU